AUGGCUAACACGUCGUCCGCGUUGGGAUGGUUGCUACUGUACAGUACGGCAAUGUUCACACUGCCGUUUGCGGCCUUCUACAGCACGCGGUACGCACUGACACACUAUCUGCACAUCGACGGUUUCCCAAACACCUGCGGUUCGGUCGUAGCGGCGGUACUGGUCGUGAACGUGAUUAUCCUGCUAUACGCGCUGCGUGGCUAUGAAGAUGCGAAGGAAGACGACAAUCCACCGGAAGAGAUCGAUCGAAAGGACGAGUCUAAAAAGAAGCAGUAGAUGUUGUACUAGCAGACAAACGACUCAAACGAUUCUCAUCGCGGUGACGCUAUUCCAUGCACAGAUACACUAAUUCUAAUACGUUGAUACUGUUAAAAUCUACUUUAAGGUCGAAACGAUAGAUGUACGCACGAAAGCGUUUGUGAAUAGAAUGGAAUGUAAUAAACUUACUCAACUGUACCUUACAGCUCUUCGAGGUUGUU
Messenger RNA from Anopheles moucheti, 479 nucleotides. RefSeq lists its product as uncharacterized. The transcript has 2 exons. Bases 1 to 276 code for a protein of 91 amino acids. Gene Ontology annotation, biological process: vacuolar proton-transporting V-type ATPase complex assembly. Gene Ontology annotation, cellular component: endoplasmic reticulum membrane. NCBI's taxonomy places the organism in Eukaryota, Metazoa, Arthropoda, Insecta, Diptera, Culicidae. The record is from RefSeq and is a predicted model, not a curated record.